Cicer arietinum (chickpea) is the source of this 538-nucleotide messenger RNA. RefSeq names its product DNA-binding protein S1FA-like. The record is from RefSeq and is a predicted model, not a curated record. Lineage: Eukaryota; Viridiplantae; Streptophyta; Magnoliopsida; Fabales; Fabaceae. Gene Ontology annotation, molecular function: DNA binding. Gene Ontology annotation, biological process: regulation of DNA-templated transcription. Gene Ontology annotation, cellular component: nucleus.
CAAGAAUUUUUAUCUUAUUAAAAUAAAAAAAAUAAAAAAAAAAGUAGCAGCAACAAUUUUGUGUAUUUACUAUUUGGCACCAUCACAGUUUCUCAGCGUCAGCUCAGCCAUGGCCGAUGACUUUGAGUUUGCCGAUAAAGUUCCUCCUUCCUUCGACCGCGUGAAUGCUGGAUCACAAGGGUUCAACCCAGGCUUAAUAGUUCUGCUGGUGGUUGGUGGGUUGCUUUUGACAUUCCUCAUUGGAAAUUAUGCGCUCUACAUGUAUGCACAGAAGACCAUUCCUCCUAGAAAAAAGAAGCCAAUCUCAAAAAAGAAGAUGAAAAAGGAGAGACUCAGGCAAGGCGUCUCUGCACCCGGAGAAUAGAGACUCUGUACUCAAAUGUUCUGUGGAAUAUGGAUUACCUCGUGCUCACCCAAAAACAAAUUUUCACUCUGUGGUGUUCUUAGUUAAUUUUCAUGUUUCUUUUCGGUAUGCUAAUGACAGAAAGCUUAACAUUAAUCAGUUCUUUAGAAAUAUAUUUUGCUGUUUAAAUCAUCA